Leishmania braziliensis MHOM/BR/75/M2904 is the source of this 2655-nucleotide messenger RNA. RefSeq names its product putative serine/threonine protein phosphatase. The record is from RefSeq and is a predicted model, not a curated record. Gene Ontology annotation, molecular function: protein serine/threonine phosphatase activity. Gene Ontology annotation, cellular component: nucleus; cytoplasm. The transcript has a single exon. Bases 1 to 2655 code for a protein of 884 amino acids. Lineage: Eukaryota; Euglenozoa; Kinetoplastea; Trypanosomatida; Trypanosomatidae.
AUGCCAAAGUUUUCUCUGUUUGGCAAGAAGGAAAAGAAGACAAAGACUAACGAGGUGGUCAGAGACGAGGGCAGCAGCGUGGCCUCCUCGACGGCGACCAGAGCGGACUCUAACAACUCAUGCAAGUCGGCGAAAAAGCACAGAAAAGGGAUAACUGCGCUUCACGAUGCGGCAAGCGGAUCUACGCCUUCAGGUCUAACCGCGUCACCCACCGGCGCCUCUGGUCCUACCGUCGAACCACCACAAUCGUUGUCGUCCUCAAGCAGUUGGAAAUCCUGCUCUGGAAGUGCUACGCAGCCAUUGCCGCCGCCGCCAUCGACUCAUCUGACCGACUUGUGUGGUCCUCGGCCGAGUGUAGCCCAUCUCAAACUCCAGCGCUCCACGCUCGAUGAUGUCCUCAUCUCUACCCAGCGCGGCGUAGAUCUGUUUCCGCGCGAGAUGUCGGACCUAACAAUCCCGCAGCUGACCGAAGUGUUUCAGGUCUUUCAGACCUUCCUCGAUAGAUGCGCGAGCACGGUGGUGAGGCAGCAGUCUGUGUUACAGCUGCAUGCAAUUCUCCCCGAGAUCGCCGCUGUCGACACCACGAUGACUACUGAGUCGAUUAAGGCGCAAGGCUUUCACCCGACCUUCGCAAUUGAACCUAUGCUGAACCACCUGCUAGAGCAGCCGGCGCCUCUGCGCGCGCGCCUCUGUCUCGCCAUCUACCGCUUCUGCCGAGAGCUAAACGAGGAGCUGGAAGAUGACCUGCUCUCUAAGGAAACGGGGUUCUUCGGCAGCCUGCAAUCCAUGAACCCGAACCUGCACCCCACCGCUGGCAGUGACUACGGAAACUCUGAAGAUCUAUGCCACACCUCUUCCUGUUCUGGUGAUUUCGUGGCGAGCCAGACUGCGAAGAUGGAGCGCUGUCCCAACAUUGAUCUCCCGAAGAUCUACAACCUUCUCCUACACAAGGAUGGUUACCUACCGAGCGCCGAAGAGCUCAACGAAAUCUUUCUGCGAGCGCAAGAGUUGCUGCGAGCCGAACCAAAUGUGUUGAUGGUAGCGAUGCCGGCCGUCCUCGUCGGGGACUUGCAUGGACAGAUACGCGAUUUGCUGCAAAAUGUUCUGGCUCUCGGGGGCCCACUCGUCUCGAGUGAGGCUCUGGCACUGGCGUCCCCUAAAUCCUCUGUGACCAAGUCGAAGACGACGACCUCCCCGAAGAGUGGCAGUGGUGGUGCAGCGAAGACCUUCAGUAGGGCCCCGAAAAGUAAUGAGAGCCACCCUGCGCAGCCGCAGAACUACGUGUUCUUAGGUGACUAUGUUGACCGUGGGCCGAACAGCUUGUGUGUGAUUGCGCUGCUCUUCACCGCCAAGCUCUUGUCGCCGAACACCGUAUUCAUGCUGCGCGGCAACCACGAGUGCUCGAACACAAAUCGCCUCUACGGCUUCCUCGACGAAUGUCACCGCCUCUACCCCAUUGUGAACAACAAGGUCACCACGCUUCGCAUGGACGCUACACAGUCGCCGUCCCCAGGGGGCGCCGACGGUGCGACAGCACAUCGAGGCGGCAACGGCAGUAACGACCCCUCGAACACGAUGAAUGUAAGCAGCAGCGUCGAGCCAACCGCUGCCGUGCCGAACAUGCGCGCCUUCUCCGCCGGCAGUUCGUGCCCUGAUGACAUGGGGUGGGACAUGAAGGAUCACCCGUUGUGGCUUGUCGCGAAUGACGCGCUUCGUUCACUUCCUCUCUGCGCCGCGCUUUGCGAGGAGGUGGAGGUGGACGACCAGGCGCCUCUGCCACCCACCACUGCCACCACCGAGUCGAGCGUCAAACACUCGAUUGCGGUUGACAGCCCCGAGAACCCUGGAACAACUUCGAGCGCGAAAGAGCUAACCGCAACGAAGGCCUCAAAAAGUAGUGGCAGCAGCAGUGCAAACACCAGUUUCGUGGAGUCCUUAAAGUCGAAGAAGGUCGAAGCGGGUAAGUCGACUGCCGUCGCAGGCGGCAAUGCACGCGCCACUAAGGACAAGGCAACCAAUGCUUCCAGCGAAUCGUUGUCAUCGUUCCCGAAACGCGCCAGCACGUCCUUCACGAAACCGAAGAAGACACGGCAGGUCGUGCGCAUAUGCGCAAUGCAUGGUGGUCUGUCUCCCUUCAUUGACGAUAGCUUCGACGGCAUCAUUGCCAUUAACCGAUUCUGCAACAUCGAGCAUGGUGCGCUGGUCGACCUCACGUGGUCGGAUCCAUUAUCUAGUGAAACAACCCGUGGUGCGACGACGGUGACCUUCGAUUCUAACUCGAGCCAGGUACCUUUGAGCAAGUUUCAGUCUACCUGCACCUUCAAUGGAACCCCCGUUGGUUUCACCGGCAAUCCGCGUGGCACAGGGCACAUCUUCGGCGAGGAUGUCACGAUAAACUUCAUCAACACAAACCACCUGUACUUCAUUGUGCGCGCACACCAGUGCGUGCAGGAAGGCUUUCAGUGGACGCAUAAGGGCCGCCUGCUGACGGUCUUCUCGGCCCCCAACUACUGCGGUAUGCGCAACAAAGGUGCCAUCCUCCUACUAGACAAGAAUGGCGCCCCUACACUGAAACAGUACGAAUGCGAGAAGAUCGAAGAGAGUCCGCACAUGACUACCGCCGACGCACCGCAGCCGCCGAAGCUGUUCUUGUAG